UUUAGUUUAAAAAGAAAAAAAAAAUGAAACACGGCCAGACCAAAGCACCUUUUAUUUAUUUAUCAUGUUCAAAUGAAAGACUAGAAAAAUAGCCACACCCCACCUAUUCAAAGUAAAUAGUAGUAUCCUUUCCAAGUCAAAAAUCGAUCGAUCGACUUUGUUGAAUCCCAUUUGCAUCUUCUCCUAUAAAUACCCAUCUCAUAUUGUACUACCAAAUUACUUCAUUAUUCAUUCGAAACCAACAUAACUACUCCUACGUACUCAUCAUCUUCUACGUCGUGCGUAUUAAUUUCAUAUCCUAUAUACGUACAUACAUAUUAUAAACAAGAAUCCUAGCUUUCGUUUUUUACGUACGUACGUAGAAGUUAGAUUAGAACAUAUAUAUAUACAUAUAUAUUUGAUGGAGUUUGUUGGUGUAAUAAUAAGUAGUUUUCAACCUCUAAUUAACUGGGUGAUCAUGAUGAUGAUCAUACUGGUUUCAUUUGUUGUACUGUGGAGACUCUUUAUUUCACCUUCUCUAGCACACAUGAAACUUAGGAGAAAUGGUUUCAAUGGCCCAUCUCCUUGUUUCCCUCUCGGUAAUACAACUGAUAUUAUGGCAAGUAUGACCAAAACCAAUGCCUCUAAAGAUGGUAUAAACCAUGAUAUUCAUUCAAGGGUGUUUCCUUACUUUGCUAGUUGGCAAAAAUCCUUUGGGAAAGUUUUCAUCUACUGGCUGGGCACAGAGCCAUUUUUAUAUGUGGCAGACCCAGAAUUUCUUAAAAAUGUGUCUGGACAAGUCAUGGCAAAGGGUUGGGGAAAACCUUCUGUUUUCAAAAACGAUAGGAAACCCAUGUUUGGAAUUAACGGUCUCGUCAUGGUCGAAGGUGAAGAUUGGGUCCGUCACCGCCAUGUUAUCACUCCUGCUUUCAACAAGGCCAACUUAAAGGAAAUGGCAUGUUUAAUAGUGGAGUCAGCCACAAAAAUGCUGGAUGGCUGGGCCACACAGAUAAGUUCAGGCAACCCAGAAAUCGAUGUAGAGAGAGAGGUUAUAACGACAGCAGGGGAAGUCAUAGCAAAGACAAGUUUUGGCAUAAGUUACGAAAGUGGUAGGCUAGUGUUAGAGAAGUUAAGAGCUUUACAAACCACUCUUUUCAAAACAAACCGUUUUGUUGGGGUCCCUUUCGCAAAAUUCUUAUGCCCAAACAAAUCCCUUGAAGCAAAUAAACUGGGCAAAGAGAUCGACGGUCUUUUGUACUCUAUAGUGGAAGCUCGAAAGGUAGAGUCUCAAAAUAUUACAAAAAAUAAUAAUAAGAAUAAUGACACUCAUCAUCGUCAAGUACACAAUGACUUGCUUGGCUUGUUGCUUAAAGAAAGUAGUAGUAAUGGAGUAGGAGCUGUUAAGGGGGGGAGGAGCUUGAGCACAAGGGAACUUGUCGACGAGUGUAAGACGUUCUUCUUCGGCGGACACGAAACGACGGCGUUGGCUAUCAGUUGGACAAUGCUACUUCUUGCUAUGUAUCCUCAAUGGCAAGUUGAGUUAAGGGAGGAGAUUAAACAAGUCAUUGGUGAUAAAGAAGUGGAUGCCACUUUGCUUGGUGGCUUAAAGAAGAUGGGAUGGGUAAUGAAUGAAGUAUUUCGACUAUACCCUUCAGCACCAAAUGUGCAAAGGCAAGCAAGAGGAGACAUUAAAGUGGGGGACCGUACGAUCCCUAAUGGCACCAACAUGUGGAUCGACGUGGUGGCCAUGCACCAUGACCCAGCCCUAUGGGGUGAGGACGUGAACCAGUUCAAGCCACAGAGAUUUAAAGAUGACAUAUUAUUUGGAGGAUGUAAUCAUAAGAUGGGAUUUUUGCCUUUUGGAUUUGGAGGAAGAAUGUGUGUUGGUAGGAACUUGAGCAUGAUGGAAUACAAGAUUUUCUUAACCCUUAUUUUGUCUAGGUUUUCUUUUAAGCUCUCUCCCACUUAUAAUCACUCUCCAGCUAUUAUGCUCUCCCUAAGGCCUACCCAAGGCUUGCCUGUCCUAUUCCAGCCCCUUUAAGUUAACCCUAAUAUAUACAAUUAAACUAGCUGGCUAGCACUAAUUAUUACUAUAUAUUGUUUAUGUCUAAGUAUACUGGGUGGUUAUAUAUCUAGCCCCUCAGUUCAUUUUGAGGGAUGUAGUCCCUCAUCAAUUUGUUAUAUAAAAUCCAACAGUAGUUAGUGAAGGAUAGUAAUGAGCGGUAAUAAUGAGGGGUAUAUUUUGUAAAACUUGUAACCGGUUGUUCCGAAGUGCAUUAAUAUAAUAAAUAUAAAAAUGCAUUAUUGUACUGUAUCCAAUUCCAUUUGGC
This is a messenger RNA of Cannabis sativa, 2309 nucleotides long. RefSeq names its product cytokinin hydroxylase. NCBI's taxonomy places the organism in Eukaryota, Viridiplantae, Streptophyta, Magnoliopsida, Rosales, Cannabaceae. The transcript is spliced from 4 exons. Gene Ontology annotation, molecular function: monooxygenase activity; iron ion binding; heme binding. The record is from RefSeq and is a predicted model, not a curated record. Bases 401 to 2020 code for a protein of 539 amino acids.